Messenger RNA from Penicillium brevicompactum, 1371 nucleotides. RefSeq names its product glycoside hydrolase family 76 protein. Gene Ontology annotation, molecular function: mannan endo-1,6-alpha-mannosidase activity. Gene Ontology annotation, biological process: fungal-type cell wall biogenesis; carbohydrate catabolic process. Bases 1 to 1371 code for a protein of 456 amino acids. The transcript has 4 exons. The record is from RefSeq and is a predicted model, not a curated record. Lineage: Eukaryota; Fungi; Ascomycota; Eurotiomycetes; Eurotiales; Aspergillaceae.
AUGAAAUUGUCUGGCACAUGGUCUAUCCUUAAUGGCCUGAUCGCAACACUAUGUCUGUCAAGGUUAACACUUGCGAUUGAAUUAGACAUCAAUGACAAAGAGUCAAUCAAAGAUGCCGCCAGUACUUCUACCUACGCCAUGAUGGGAUGGUAUGCUGGUAAUGAAACUGGUCAAAUCCCUGGCGCUUUCCCGACCAAGUGGUGGGAAGGGUCCGCGCUUUUCCUCGCCCUCCUCCAGUACUGGCAAUUCACCGGUGACGAUCAGUACAACGCCGAGCUGAGCCAGGGUAUGCAGUGGCAGUCGGGCGAUGACGGUAACUACAUGCCCACCAACUACAGUAGCUACCUGGGAAAUGACGACCAAAUGUUCUGGGGUCUCGCAGCCAUUAUGGCCGCCGAAAUGAAAUUCCCCGAUGUCGAGGGCGGCUUCUCGUGGCUUUCCCUCGCCCAGGGAGUUUUCAACACCCAGACUGCGCGAUGGGAUACAACCAAAUGUGGUGGUGGUUUGCGCUGGCAGCUUUUCCCCUACCAAGACGGUUAUACCAUGAAAAACUCAAUCUCGAACGGAGGCUUGUUCCAGUUGUCAGCGCGUCUUGCCCGCUACACCAAUGACGACAAGUACACGAAAUGGGCCGAGAAAAUCUGGGACUGGUCUACAUCUUCAGUGCUGGUCAACAACAAGACAUGGAACGUCGCAGAUUCAACGAACAUGGACAACAACUGCGCCGACGCCGGUAAUUAUCAGUGGUCCUACAACUAUGGUACCUACUUGAUGGGAGCUGCCUACAUGUACAACUUUACCAGCGACGAAAAGUGGAAAGCACCGGUAGACGGGCUUCUGAAGAAGACAUUCAGCACCUUCUUCCCACACGGCAACGUUCUCGAGGAUAUCACCUGUGAGCCGACGGGAGUCUGCAACUUCAACGAAAUUCUGUUCAAGGGCCUUGUUUCAUCCUGGCUUGCUUUCACCACAAUGCUCGUCCCCGAAACAGCCGAUCAAAUCAAACCAAAACUGCAAGCCUCGGCGGAAGCUGCUGCCAAGGGCUGCACCGGCAACAACAACCAGACUUGUGGUAUCAAAUGGUACACGGAAAAGUGGGAUGGUACGACCGGAAUGGAGCAAGAGAUCAGUGCGACCAAUGUCUUCCUUGCCAAUUUGGUACCAUUUGGUGGCAUCGAUGGACCUGUCACCUCCAAAACUGGUGGAGAUAGUAAAAGCAACCCCGAUGCCGGCAGUGGAAGUGAAGACGGCUCCGACAAGAAAAAGACCAAGCCCAUUACCAACGGUGACAAGGCCGGUGCUGGAAUUUUGACCACCAUCUUUGUUGUUGGCUGGGCUGGGUCCAUGGCUUGGUUGCUCAUGGGUGCUUAG